Messenger RNA from Dreissena polymorpha, 1664 nucleotides. Its product is annotated as F-box/LRR-repeat protein 21-like. Lineage: Eukaryota; Metazoa; Mollusca; Bivalvia; Myida; Dreissenidae. The coding region runs from base 117 to 1583 and encodes 488 amino acids. The transcript has 2 exons. Gene Ontology annotation, molecular function: protein binding. The record is from RefSeq and is a predicted model, not a curated record.
UAAAUGUAAAAUAUUUUUAAGCGAUAGGAAGUGAUUCAUUCUGUGUGUGAUCACCGGUUAGAGCAGGAAGUACUGUUUAUUGUGUGAAUCAUGUGUGAUUUACACAGACUGUUGGAAUGUUGUUUCCAUUUACUAAGUAUGGCCAGGGGACCUAUACAAACAAAAGCAUACACUUAAAGAAAUGUAAAAUGGCAGACGGAACGGACGUCAUGGCUGACUUUAGCACGUUACCUGACGUAGUGUGGGUGCGGAUACUGCAGUAUUUGCCCCUCCGUGACCGGCAGGAAGUCGCGAGCACCUGCCACUUGCUGCACGACGCAUUUAAUCACCCGUCGCUAUGGAGAAGACAGGUUUUGACGUUCAUUGGUGACAAAGAUAACUCAAGCAGAAAAGGAAUUCCAGUGUAUCCUGCCAGGCACAAUAUGGAGCUAACGAAACAAUUUGGGCAGUAUUUUCAGGAUCUGACGAUUCGCGUUAUUAGUCAUUUUAGAACAAUGAAUUCUGACCUGAGGGAAUUAUUAGUCCAAGUAGCCGAGAAUUGUCGUCUGGAAUCGUUAACACUGGACAUAGGCAAGCAGACGUCACAAUUUCAUAAACGUUACGGGUUUCCUCCGGACCCAAACGCGAUUGCAACAUUGGAGACAUUUGUGAAAACCGCGUUCCGAAUGAAGCAUCUCGCUAUCAUGUCUUGGCCUAUGUUUAAGGAUAAAAACGAAAGUUUAUUCAUGGCUCUAAAAUCAAACGAAAAGCUAAGGGACAAUCUGGAAUCUAUGACGCUCUUUUGGUUAGAUGGCGCGGAAUGGUCAGAAAGAGAACCUCUACUUCUGUCCGCAGACGACACUGUCGAUCUGGUAAGACAUUUCCCGUAUCUCACGUGCCUUGGCCUCAGGUCACCGAUGGUCAAUAAUGGCCUCCUGGAAAUGCUCGCCGAAACUUCGCGCGCAAAACUGAGGACACUGAAACUUGUUAUCCACUAUCUGUGGCAGAAACGAAACUUUGCUGUUCCGCAGAUAGAACAAAAAUCAUGGACAGCUCUUUUAAACAGAAAUCCGGACUUCAGAGUAGAAGUGACCGUGUUUUUGGCAACCCCUACAAUGGAGUUAGCCAGCAUGCUUACACCGGAAGCGCCCGUUUCGUACUUCCGUUUUAUUAAGUACUCGAAGCUGGAGUCAUCAUCAUUGGUCAAGAUCUAUACCCAGUACAGCGGUACACUAACAACCUUUCAUAGUCUGUGCGACUCGUACGAAAUGGACUCUGAGCUGAUCCUAUUGUGUGAAAAAUGCGAGCUUCUGACCGAUCUGAUUUACCAUGGUGAAAUAUACGUGAACACCGUUAAAUGCAUUUCGAAGUCACGCGGUAGGAAAUGGAAACGAUUCGAACUGAAAGAUUCGAGCAUAAAAAUACACACCGAAUUUGAUAACAUAGACAACGAUUUGGUUCUGCAGCGAAACGAGCAAGGUGAGCUGAUCCAGUUACGUUUGCAGCGGUUUCUGGCUACAGACGACGAACAGCUGCGGACGAUGAGAGAGGAAGUGUCGUCUGCAAUUGGGGAACCAUGGAAACCAACUGUAGUGAAGAGCUAAGACGCGUCAUAGAAUUUCUUUAAAAUAUUUUAAUUCUCCCCGAAUUUUAAUUUUUGUGAUAAAUUACAAUCACAAUAGAAC